GGAACUGAAAGUAUGCUUUUGUGAACCCGCGGUGCUGCAGUGAGAGGCAGGCUACUUCGUGCGCACUGUUUUGGUUUCCUUGUUUGACGCGCGAGUAUUUUACCCUUUUGUGUGUCAGGCUAAAUAUUUUCUAGCUAUGCGUCGUAAUAAACACGAAUCUACUGCACACUGUUGUCAAGUAGCGGUAAUGUUAGUUGGGUCUGAUAUUACCGGUUGUUCCGGCUUUUGUCUGACAAAUCAAUGACCAUGGAUAUGAAAGCUGUUCUUCAGUUUGCCGCAGCAACGAGAUGUGUAACGUUGAUUUUGCAAGCAGUCCUGAAUGCGGCAAUCCCUGAUCAUGAAGCAGAUGCGUUCAGGCCCCCUCGGAUAGAAGAGCCUCUGUACCUGGACUCCACUGUGGACUGGCUGUUCAGUGGCCUGUCUCGCUGGGAUGCUGAACAUUUUCUCUUCAUUGCAGAGAGGGGAUACUUGUAUGAGCAUAAUUUUGCCUUUUUCCCCCUCUUUCCGAUCAUUCUCAGAGGCUUGGCUGAAACAGUCCUUUGGCCCUUGAGCACCUGGCUGAGUGUUCGUGGACGGUUGCUAGUGGCAGUUGCUCUUGGAAACACGGCUCUCUUCUUGCUCAGUGUGGUGGCCUUGCACGCACUUGGUAGAAUAGUUUUACAGGACAGACGCCUCGCUCUCCUCUCCAGUCUUCUCUACUGUGUCACACCAGCCAAUGUUUUCAUGACCGCUGGAUACUCAGAGAGUCUAUUUGCAGCUCUCACCUUUGGGGGAUUAUAUCUUUUGGAGAAAGGAUUCACUCUUAGAGCUUGUUUGGCACUCAGUAUAGCCACAGCUGCGCGCUCCAAUGGGCUAGUAAAUAUAGGAUUCCUGCUCUAUCUUCCUUCUCUAUACGCGCUUUCCCAGAUUCGUGUUUAUCGAACAACAACAAAGGGUCAUGCCAAAGUCUGUCAUUACAUUUUUGUCAUUAUUCGUUUGUUGUUCACGUCUUUAUUAGGCACCGCUAUUAUAGCCCUUCCAUUUGUAGCAUUCCAAUAUUAUGGCUAUAGGACGUUUUGCACACCGUCUCUCUCCUUGGAGCGUAUCCCUCCAGCUCUGCUCUCACUCGCUGAAAGAAAGGGCUACAGAGUACCUGAUGAAAAUGGUCCUCCACCUCUCUGGUGCAUGAGGCCUCUGCCUAUGCUGUACUCUCAUAUUCAAGAUGUUUACUGGGAUGUUGGGUUUUUACGCUACUUUGAACUCAAGCAAAUACCAAACUUUGUUUUGGCGUUACCAAUGGCUACUCUUGGAAUUAUGGCAGCAUAUGCUUAUAUUCAAGCGAACCCAGAACUGUGUCUUAGACUUGGACUUUGGGAAACAAAUGAAAAUAAAGGACUUGACAAACCACUACCAGGAUUUUUUAACCCCCGGGCAUUUGUGUAUGUGGUUCACUCCAGUGUAUUACUGGUGUUUGGAAUGCUGUGCAUGCAUGUACAGGUCCUUACCAGGUUUAUGGCCUCUUCCUCUCCAGUGCCAUUUUGGAUAAGUGCACAUCUGCUACUGCUCAAUGAACCACUUCUUCAUAGAAGAAAGACUUCCACUCCCGGUGUUCAGUUGCACAGCCAUCAUCAUAACGGAUGCAAGCACACACCCCCAAACCCCAUCAUAGCAUUACUGCUAAACUUGACAGCCUGUUCUUCCAUUACUAAAGGCAUUUUGGGUUAUUUCCUGUCUUAUUGGCUGUUAGGCUUGGUAAUGCAUUGUAACUUUCUGCCAUGGACAUGAUGUUGUCUAAGCUAAAUAAACUGCAAUGAUAUGUAGAAGUAAAAUCUUGUAAUGACACCUUUUCAACAUUUAGUUUUCUUAUAAAUACAUUUUUAAAAAUCUAAGAUCAGAUAACGUAGACCAACCCAACCAACCCUAUUUCUGUUCACAUUUACUUGGUUCUGUAUUUGCUGUUGGGUAAUUCUUAGCGCAAUAGUAUGCACAUUUUAGCAAUAAUUGUUGCUUUUUUUUUUUUUUUUUUUUUUGCCUUGGAUUAAGUUUGCACAUGUUUUAAAAAAUAUGACAUCUAUAUGGAAAGGUUGCAUGUUUGUAGAGGAAAAGUGUUCUUUUUGCACUAUAAACCCGGUAAUGGUGGCCUAAUGGUAUUUUAUAGGACUAUUGAGUAAAUCAUUACAAAACUACGU
This is a messenger RNA of Periophthalmus magnuspinnatus, 2168 nucleotides long. It is a transcript of the gene pigv, whose product is annotated as phosphatidylinositol glycan anchor biosynthesis, class V. The coding region runs from base 241 to 1764 and encodes 507 amino acids. Gene Ontology annotation, biological process: GPI anchor biosynthetic process. The record is from RefSeq and is a predicted model, not a curated record. Gene Ontology annotation, cellular component: mannosyltransferase complex; endoplasmic reticulum membrane. NCBI's taxonomy places the organism in Eukaryota, Metazoa, Chordata, Actinopteri, Gobiiformes, Gobiidae. The transcript is spliced from 3 exons. Gene Ontology annotation, molecular function: alpha-1,6-mannosyltransferase activity; GPI mannosyltransferase activity.